GGAUAAGUCAUAAAUCUGGACAUGAGUCCAGUGAUCGCAGAUUUUGUUUGUCCAUUUACUAGGCCAAAUGCUUCCUUUGUAGUCUUCAAAUCAGUCGUUUGCUGAGUGUUUCAAAGCUUUUUUUCGCAUUGCUGUUAUACACAGCGGAGAUAGUCCUGAUGCCGUUACAACGGAGGCUCUGAAAGCCAAAGUCAGAUGUCGCUGAGGUCGAAAAUUGUCAGCACCUUUAAGCUGCAUGGCCUCACACUGAGAAGCGAUGCAUCAGCAUGCAUGGUGGAGGCGUUGGAAGGACUGAGCACUGGCGACGUCAAGCACUGGCUGGAGAAAUUCAUUGAGAUCAUACAGAAAAAGCCAUUGAAGCCCGGUGCUAUUAGCCGCGAGGUGAUUGAAGAUGUGAUUGAAGAAUGUGGAGUUGGUGCUGACAGUGAUGACAACAACAGUUUCCUGGUGAUCGAUGCCUUUAAAGUGCCCAAGUUUGUGUUCAACACUGACAGGAAGAAGUUUGUCCCAGAUCACAGCAAGGCCAACAUUCACAGCGCAGCUGAAGACAAAGCUGCCCUGUUCUGUGAGCGCUACACUGUACUUUACCAGCGUACCCUCCGUCAUGAACUCUUUACAAUGCCAGUCCUGGGUAGUGGCGAGACGGCACCAAAGUACCGGCUACAACCUGUUGAGUUCUUACUAAGCUCUUCGGCACUACUGGGCAAUGCACUGGUGUUUGGCAUGGUUGCACAGCUGAAGGAGGGUAGCUAUUUCUUGGAAGACUCAACUGGAUCGGUGGAGAUGGACAUCAGUCAAGCAGAAUUUCACUCUGGACUGUUCACAGAAAACUGCUUUGUCUUGGCUGAAGGUGUUUACGAAGACCGGCUUUUCCAUGUGACUGCACUGGGUUUUCCACCGCCAGAGCCAGCAACUUUCUCCAGGAGUCAUCUGGGAAACUUGAACUUUUUUGGUGGACCCUCAACAACAACUUGCAAAGCAUCGACCCAACUAGCUGCUUUGGAGAAGGAGAAUGAAGAAAUGUCCAUUGUACUGUUGUCCGAGGUUUGGCUUGACCAGUCCAUGGUGCUGGAUAAGCUCCGUGUGCUGUUCACUGGCUUUGCCGAAGCCCCGCCCGCAGCGUUUGUUUUCUGCGGCAACUUCUGCUCCAUGCCGUGUGGCCCGGUGUACUAUGAAGCAUUGAAAGAUGGUCUGAAGGCACUUGCUGAUCUUAUUUGCGAUUAUCCCAGCUUUGAGAAGACUCGCUUUGUUUUUGUACCUGGCCCUUCGGAUCCUGGUCCCGGCAAUAUUCUCCCGAGACCCGCAUUGCCCACUCUGUUCACUGAGCAGAUAUGCUCUAAAGUUCCUCUGGCAACAUUCACCACAAACCCUUGCAGACUGCAAUACUGUACCAAGGAGAUUGCUGUCUUCCGCGAGGAUAUCAUGAACAAGAUGUGCCGUAACUGUAUCCGCUUGCCAUCCGAUGAUGUGGACCUGCCAACACAUCUUGUCAAAACGUUGGAGUCGCAAGCUCACCUUUGUCCGUUACCGUUGCACAUUCGUCCUGUGUAUUGGACGCAAGAUCAUGCUCUACACUUGUAUCCUCUUCCAGAUUUGGUGAUCUUGGCAGACAAGUAUGAUCCGUUCACUGUGAAGAGCCAAACAGGGUGCACCACUGUCAAUCCGGGGUCUUUCGCACGCAGUGAUUUCCAGUUCAAAGUCUAUUUUCCGUUCAAAGGCGACGUUCAGGACAGUAAAAUUCCAUGAGCGCCGCUCAACCCCACGCCGAGCCCCGUGUCCUGCAAUCACCAUGUUACUGCUCUCUUGAUAAGAUGACCACCGGUAGGAGAUAAUCAUACUUUCUUACUCCAUGGAACACAUAUGCCUAUACAAUCUCCCCCUUUCUCGAUUCCGCUUUAAAAGUUCCGUCCUUCUAUACUUGUAUAUCUUCACUCAUCCAACUCUUCGCUGUUCUCUGCCCCUGCAGAAUUUUGUCAAAACAGCCAUAUUUGUUGACCUUGUACAAAGUUUUUUAAACCGCGCAAGUCGCUACUUCUAAGUAGUUUAACCCCUUAGCCUAAUCCAAUGGCUUUGCUCCAUGCUAGGUUUUUCUGAGUUUUUCAGCAGUGCACCGCUGGUUCAAGAAGAUAGUGUGCUGUGUACAUUGAACAUGUUUAUUAUUGUAUUGCUGUGAACAUUGAUUCAAUAUCUGCAGCCUA
Sycon ciliatum is the source of this 2198-nucleotide messenger RNA. RefSeq names its product DNA polymerase epsilon subunit 2-like. Lineage: Eukaryota; Metazoa; Porifera; Calcarea; Leucosolenida; Sycettidae. Gene Ontology annotation, biological process: DNA-templated DNA replication; error-prone translesion synthesis. The transcript is spliced from 22 exons. Gene Ontology annotation, molecular function: DNA binding. Gene Ontology annotation, cellular component: epsilon DNA polymerase complex. Bases 196 to 1746 code for a protein of 516 amino acids. The record is from RefSeq and is a predicted model, not a curated record.